Ostreobium quekettii is the source of this 756-nucleotide messenger RNA. The record is from the annotation of a GenBank genome assembly. NCBI's taxonomy places the organism in Eukaryota, Viridiplantae, Chlorophyta, Ulvophyceae, Bryopsidales, Ostreobiaceae.
AUGCUCCCGGACGCUGACGACGGUUCGUACGCACCGGAGUGGGAGGGCGACGGAGCGGGCGGCUUCGGCCAAGACGUCGGCGCCCUCUUCCUUCAGCCGGAGGAGUGGGUGGAGGAGGAUGUGGCGGUGGGAGCGAACACCUUCAGGGUUCGGUGCCUGGCCGGAGACAACAGGCACAUAAAGAGCCAGACAGGCUUGAUGCGAUGGGAGGGAUCAGCGGCAUUGGCCCGGUUCAUUGCCAGCUCAAAAUCGCUGCUGCUGAACAAAAGUGUGCUUGAACUUGGUUGUGGGACAUCGCCACUUCCCUCUCUGGCUGCCCUCGCUGCACAGCCAACAAAGGUCUAUGUCACAGAUGGCAGCCCUAAUGUUGUGAAUAUGGCGGAAAGGAAUAUCAUUGGAAAUUGUGGGAUUGUUGAUACUUCAAGAGCACAGUUUCGGGUCAUCGAAUGGGGUAACAACGAACAGAUUGAGGACAUUGUGCAAGAGGUACCCAGUGGAUUCGAUGUUGUGCUGGGCGCUGAUGUCCUGUACUCCAAAUUGGCUGUGCCACUUUUCUUCUCAACGUGCACAAAGCUGCUGGUAAAGAGCAACACUGCAAGACUACUUGUGUGCUACAUAAUCAGGAGUGUCAGUGAGGCAGAAGUCCUUAAGUGUGCCAGAUCUGCCGGAUUUGAAUGGGAGUCACUGAAACACCAGCUGCCGACAGCUGAGGGAGAUUGCCCAUCCCUCCAGCUGAUGAUGUUUCAUAGGGCUUGA